AUGUGGUGUGUCCUAGGUGAUUUUAACUCUGUCAGAGAUAUUUUUGAGAGGAGGGGAGUGGGUCAUAAUUCAUCUGCUGGGAGAUCUUCGGAGAUGGUGGCAUUUGAUGCCUUCUUGGGUGAUCUUGAGCUGAUUGAUAUGCCAUUGAGUGGGAGAACUUUCACGUCGUUCCAUCCGAAUGGUAUGGCUAUGAGUAGGUUGGAUAGAGUGCUUAUCUCUACAUCUUGGUCCGAUAUGUGGGGUGAACCUAUUGUUCGGGUUUUGGAGAGAGACGUGGCGGAUCAUUGUCCUCUCGUUCUACGCUAUAGUUCCUUGGAUUGGGGUCCUAAACCAUUCCGUUUCAAUAAUUUUUUGCUUCAAAGUAACGAGUUUAAAGAAGCCAUUAAAACAGCUUGGGGUUCACAGAAUUUGGAGAGUUGGAUGGGUUUUAUACUUAAAGAAAGGCUAAAAGGUCUCAAGGUGGUUAUUAAGGAGUCGAAUGCAGAGAAUUUUGGGUUAGCCGAGGCGAAAAAGAAGCGGUUGAUUAAGAGGAUUGGCGAUUUAGACCUCAAAAGCGAGGUUCUUGGGUUGGAGGAUGGGGAGAUCAAGAUCUAA
Messenger RNA from Trifolium medium, 594 nucleotides. Lineage: Eukaryota; Viridiplantae; Streptophyta; Magnoliopsida; Fabales; Fabaceae. The record is from the annotation of a GenBank genome assembly.